CUCAUACCGUUUUGAUUCAUUUAGUCGCCCCGGGUGGCACGGUGCCGGAGCGCGCAGCGGGAGGGCGCAUUGUGUGUAUGCAAACCGGACGCCAUGGCCAUUGUACGCGCUCUGGCAUAUAUGGUGGCACGGUUGGCUGUGAGGAUACAGCCCGUCUGAAGAGUCGGGCGUGUUGUGCUGAGUUUGUCGGACUCUCAGUCCUGAACCGGCCGCUCCUUCGCUAUGAGUUGUCUGGAUGUGAUGUAUCACCAAAGCUAUGGAGCGCACUACCUCCCUGCAGCCGCGUACAAGGCGACCUAUUACAACCACCAACAACAGAAGAAGCUGAGUGUGUACAGCAAGAUGCAGGAGUGUUUGGAGCAGCAGCAAGGAGGAGGGAUGCUGUCCAGAAAUCAGAGCCUUCAACGAGGUCCAGCAGAAUCAGAAAACGAAUCGAGCCGCAGGCACAUGUCUGAUUCGGACCUGAAGGGUGGUACUAGACCGGCGGAAGCUGAGUACCUGAGUUCCCGCUGCGUGUUGUUCACCUACUUUGAGGGGGACAUCAGCGAUGUGGUAGAUGAGCACUUCUCCCGCGCUCUCAGUCAGUCCAGCACCUUCAGCGCCGAGACCAAGCCCAUCCGAGUCACGCAGCCAUCUGCCUCGAGCGUGGCUGGAUUAUGGAAAGAUGGUGCGUCUGUCUCGGAGAGCCAGAACAGCACAGUUUGGAACAACACCUACCCAUCCCAGGCCGGAUCCUGCCUCCCAUCUGUCUCCGUCUCGGUCCACCCAGACUUCCCCCCUAGUCCCGUUUCCUUCCACUCCCCGGAUGGAGCUCUGUGGGCUGGACACGUGCUCUCCCAGGCCACCCUCCCAUCUGCAGCUCCCCUCUCCGACAGCUGGACCUACAGUUUCAACCCUCAGAGCACAAGCGGCUAUGCCAGCAUCCAUGACAUUUACCAUCCUCACACCCACCCCCAUGUCCACACCCGCCCCCACCACCACCCUGUGCUCCAUUCAUACCCGACCCACAGCACAGCACUGGACCCCAGGUUCAGUCCUCUGCUGCUGCCUGGUGUGAGGAAUCAGAACCCGCCAAGCUCCAGUCCAGGCAGCCACGGCUUCCCACACGGUGAUGGGGUGAAGACAGAGGUGGAUCCGAGUGGGAACAGUCCGAUCUCAACAAGCUCUACCACCUGGACCCCAUCAACCCUCCAUGGACCCAUGGAGGUGUACGACUCAGGUCUGGAUCAGACAAAAACAAAGACCUCAGGUUGGUUCUAACUGACAUACUGAUUGGCACCGAAUACAAUGCAGGUUGCAGCACAAAGGACCUCCUGUGUAACUUUAAAUGGAUGUCUACAUCACCGACACUGUAAAGAUAAUGUAGAUAUAGAGUGUAUACUGUAGCUUUGAAAAUGCACUAUACCCACACACAUUAUUAAGGAGGUUAGCUCAGGCGCGGAGGGAUCGAAUGCUUAGGGUGCAGAUCAAGACCUUUGACGAGUCACACAACAGACUCCUAUAUCUCUGUGAAAUGGAAAUGGAAUGGUGCUUUAUAUCGAUAGGUGGAUAACAUCGUUCCGUUUCAUGUGGGACAACAUGGUUCUGUUUCAAGAGCCGGAAUUUCAUCCUUGUUUUGUUUUGUACAGUGUGUGUUAAUGAGUGUAAAUUAGUUUGUGUACAGUUUUGCCACGCUAAGUUGUUAUAAAAUGUUGUCUGAAUGCUACCUUUGCUAUAUAUUGCCUCCAGAAUAGUCCAGUGUCAAUAUCGGUGAUGUGUUUGACUAAUAAAUUGUUAAACUACAAUAA
Thalassophryne amazonica is the source of this 1787-nucleotide messenger RNA. It is a transcript of the gene vgll3, whose product is annotated as vestigial-like family member 3. The coding region runs from base 223 to 1260 and encodes 345 amino acids. Gene Ontology annotation, biological process: regulation of transcription by RNA polymerase II. Lineage: Eukaryota; Metazoa; Chordata; Actinopteri; Batrachoidiformes; Batrachoididae. The transcript is spliced from 4 exons. The record is from RefSeq and is a predicted model, not a curated record. Gene Ontology annotation, cellular component: nucleus.